AUGGUGCCCGGAGUUAAGUCGUCUUUGUGUGACUUCACUAUUGUGGAGUUGAAGGCAUUAUUGCGUGCAAGAGACUUGCCGGUUAGCGGGAGUAAAAGUGAUUUGAUUGCACGAUUCAUGAGUGCGGAACCGGACGUUGGAGAAAAUGUCUCCAGGUUUGAAGAUGAACUUAACGAACCGUUGGACGAUGUUGUACAGGGGAAUCCGCCGUUGGAAGAAUCAGUUUACCUGGAUCAGACUGUGAGAUCCACGGCGCUGGAGGAGGUUCCCUGCAGUAGCAACAUGAGUUCCGACCAAGUGAAAGUCGCAGCAGCUAGUGUAGUUUAUUUAUUAAGCAAAAAAAGAAAGAAGCAAAAACGAAAAUGUUGGGUGCGCGACUGGAUACAGAGAAGAGGAGAAUUGGGAUGUUAUCAACAGUUAAUGAAUGAAUUGAAGAAUGAAGAUCAAAAUACAUAUAAAAACUUUUUGCGCAUGUCGCAUGCUGAUUUUAAUGUGCUCCUUCAAAAAGUGCGUCCUUUAAUAAAAAAACAAAAUACUAACAUGCGGGAGUCAAUUUCUGCUGGUGAACGAUUGGCAGUAACUUUAAGAUUUUUGGCUACAGGCGACAGCUAUCAUUCACUGAUGUACGUAUUUCGUAUACCUGUGACGACAAUCGCCAAAAUAAUACCCGAAGUGUGUGAAGCCAUUUACACAGUUUUAAAGGAUGAAUAUUUAAAGAUGCCAAACACUGAGGAGGAAUGGGUACAACAUGCGAAUGAGUUUAAAAAGAAAUGGAAUUUCCCGAAUUGUGUUGGAGCUAUAGACGGGAAACAUGUCCGAAUAUUUGCCCCUCCAAACUCUGGAAGUUCGCAUUAUAAUUAUAAAGGAAGCCAUAGUAUUGUACUUAUGGCAGUAGCGGAUGCCAAUUAUAGAAUAAUUUACUACGAUGUGGGAUGCAAAGGGCGUAUAUCUGAUGGUGGAGUUUUUAAUAGAUGUUCAUUAUCAAACGCGUUAGAACGGAAUUCAAUCAAUAUUCCACCUGCUAACCCAUUGGUAGAAAAUGGACCACCCGUACCGUACGUAAUCGUGGCAGAUGAUGCAUUCGCAUUGAAAUCGUAUAUGAUGAAACCAUACUCGGGGUAUGAUUUGAGCGAUCCCCAACGGGUUUACAACUACCGAUUAUCAAGAGCUAGGCGUAUAAUAGAAAAUGUAUUUGGAAUAAUGUCAACUCGAUUCCGAAUAUUAUUAAAAUCAAUACAUUUAGACGAAAAGAAAACCACGAAGAUUGUUCUUGCAAUCUGUACAUUACACAAUUUCUUAAUGACACGUUCCAACAUAUACGCAACAGCGAAUGACUUUGAUCGCGAAACAGAUAGUGGCGAUUUAAUUUUAGGUCGAUGGCGAAACGAAGAAAAUAAUGAAAUAUUGCCACUCAAUAGAGAUCGACCCACAAAUCCAGUAUCAAAUGCAAAAAAUGUUCGACACUUUUUAACGGACUAUUUUGUAAGCUCUGUGGGUGAACUUCCAUGGCAAUAUUCACGAAUAUAAUAAAUAUAAUAUAAUAAAAAGUAAAAAAAAAAAAUGUUUGUUUUCUUACCAAGUUUGACGAAGACUCUGUAUCUUGAUUUGCAUUUGAUAGAAAAUGCAAUGCACCAAAAUGUCCCCAUCGGGAAGUAUACACCUCAUGUAUUCCGGCACCACUUUUCUUCUGUUUAAUCUUCCUUACCUCAGCAUUAUACUGACACCUGAGAUUGUGAAUCUUAUUCCCAACAUCUUUCACACUGACGUCUAAUUCUGCUGCUAUUUUUAUUAAAAUGUUUUG
Messenger RNA from Osmia bicornis bicornis, 1801 nucleotides. Its product is annotated as protein ANTAGONIST OF LIKE HETEROCHROMATIN PROTEIN 1-like. The coding region runs from base 1 to 1527 and encodes 508 amino acids. Lineage: Eukaryota; Metazoa; Arthropoda; Insecta; Hymenoptera; Megachilidae. The transcript is spliced from 4 exons. The record is from RefSeq and is a predicted model, not a curated record.